AUGUCGGCAGACAAGAUGGUCGACAUCAUCUUCAGAACGGUUUUGAAAAUCUUGCUGACAACACUGUACAAUGCUGCUCGGCUUGCGAAGUCGAUCGCAUGGGACUGGCCCCCGUUCAAGAUCUUUCUUACCUUCUACUUGGCCUAUGUCUAUCAUAAUCAGAUCGAAACCUACCUCGCUAUCACGAGCAGCUGGGUCAAAGCUUUUGUCUUCCUGUUUGUCUUCAAGUUCCUGAAAGUGGUGAUCCACACGGCAUCUUUCCUGCUCUACCGUCCAUAUCCUAUUCCAUGGGAUUCUACCAUUACACCCCAAGAUGUUACUGUUAUCAUACCCACCAUCGGUGCUAUUGAUGAGGAAGAUUUUCGAGAAACCCUCAAAACUAUCCUCCUGAACAAGCCGGCCGAAAUCAUCGUCUGUACCGUUGGAUCGAAGAAGCGCUCCGUCGCCGAGCGGGUGUGCGCAGAGAAGCUCGCGAAGGCCCAAAACCGCCGACCAACCAAUACCCUCGUCCGCGCGACUUCGAUCGAGGUAGCCUCGAAGCGGGAACAGAUCUUCAAGGCCAUACAGCGAGUCGAGACCCCGAUUAUCGCGCUCGCAGACGACCAUGUCUUCUGGCCAGAGAACUACCUCAAGGCUGCCCUCGCUCCGUUCGAAGACCCUGCGAUCGGGGGAGUCGGCACGAACAAGAGAGUCCUCCGCGAUCCGUUCGAGUUCACCUGGGCGAAUUUCUUGAACUUCAUCGCCUGCUUGUACCUUGAGCGCCACAAUUUCGAGUGCACGGCUUCGGCAAACAUCGACUCUGGGGUCUUCGUGCUUUCUGGACGAACCGCCUUCUACCGGACCUCGAUCUUCAAGCAUCCGCGCUUCGAGGAGGAAUACUUGCAUGAGACGUGGCUCUAUGGACUUGUUGGAAAGCAUGGACUCAUGGUGGAUGAUGAUAACUGCUUGACCAGAUUCACGGUUGGUGUUGCCAAGUACAAAGUCUGGUUCCAAAACUCGGUUGACAGCACCAUGUGCACUACGCUCGGAAGACCCGAUAUCUUCUUCAAGCAGAUGGACCGAUGGAUCCGUACCACCUGGCGAUCGAACACCACCAGCCUUUUCUCCGACCAAACACCCUGGAAAGCCCAGCCGUGGUCCGUCUAUGCUGUGUAUCUCUCCAGCUUCGUCAAUAUUGCUCUCCUCUACGAUUCGGCGCUGCUCAUCACUCUGUGGUUUAGUCUGCGCAGCCUCGAGACCGCCAGCGAGACUGUCCCUCGACCACGACACUGCCCCGGGGACCCGGCUAUCAGAUACCAUCCUAAGGAGCUCUCACUCAACACGUCAGCCUGCCCAGAUCUCGCCAGCACCAGCAAAUUUGCCGCGAUGGGUUUCUUGGUCCUGGUCCUGUUCUUGUCAAAGAUGAUCAAGCCGUUCCCUCAUUACUGGCGUAACCCGAAGGAUAUGCUUUGGAUUCCUGGUGGGAUCUUGUUUGGGUACUACCACAGCCUGAUCAAGUUCAAGGCUUUGUGCACGGUAUGGGUGGUAUCCUGGGGAACAAGACCUGGCGUGCAGUAA
Drepanopeziza brunnea f. sp. 'multigermtubi' MB_m1 is the source of this 1557-nucleotide messenger RNA. RefSeq lists its product as uncharacterized. The record is from RefSeq and is a predicted model, not a curated record. NCBI's taxonomy places the organism in Eukaryota, Fungi, Ascomycota, Leotiomycetes, Helotiales, Drepanopezizaceae.